UUGUAAAUUAUCUCCCUUUUGCAGAAUGAGCACUGUUCAAGAUUCAGAUAUCGUUACUUUGUAUAGGGAAAUACACAAUAAUCCGCACUACUUGGAAGUCCCCAAUGAGAUGCCAUUUGUGGAGUCACCUCUUCAUACUGCUGCUUCAGAAGGCCGUACCGGCCUUGCUCUUGAAAUCUUGAGGCUAAAGCCUUUGUUGGGGAAGAAAUUAAACCUUGAUGGUCUUAGUCCACUGCACUUGGCUUUGAGUAAUGGACACACCAACACUGUGAGACGACUCGUCAAGCAUAAUCCGGACCUCAUUCGUGUCCCAGGGAGGGAAGGGAUCACACUUUUGCAUUACGCAGUGGAAAACGAGGACAUCGAUCUUUUGAUUUAUUUUCUUCUCAUUUGUCCAUCCUCAAUAAAUGACAUGACCGUUCGAGAUGAGACUGUUGUUCAUAUUGCUGUAAGAAACAAAAAUCUGAGAGCCUUUAAGGUUUUACUUGGUUGGGCUAGAAAGACCAAUAAUACGGCAGUGUUUCCCUGGAGAAACGAGGAAGGCAAUACCAUGAUGCAUCUUGCAGCAUUAACAAACCAAUUGCAGGUUAUAAAGUCAUUAAUCCGGUAUGUGCAUGUGAAUGAGAAGAACUUAGAAGGUAAGACAGCAUUGGAUAUCCUGAAUCCUGAAAAUGUAGAAGCAAGAAAAAAUUUAAUAAGGGCAGGAGCUAAAAAAGGUUCAUCACUUGUCGAUGAUGCCACCAGUUGUGAAAAUUAUUUUGAAGUCAACUAUGACGAUGAAAGAAUCGUUAUUCCUAUUUGUGCUUACCUGGAUUAUGGCUUGUCAGGAAAUAUGCGAAACGCUUUCCUAGUAGUAGUUGUGCUUAUUGCAACUGCUGCUUUUCAAGCUGCUCUCACUCCCCGUUUUUGGAUUUCUCACAAUGGUACCACUCCUGUUUUUCCCAGCAUCACAUCUGUUUAUAAUGAAACUGCUUCAACCAAUUCAACAAGCACCAACUUCGGCAAAGGUACCCCACUGAUUGCAAAAACAAGUGUAAUUAUGAACACGAUAACCUUUAGUCUUGCAAUGGGAACGUGUACAAUACUUACAAAUGCUCCACUUCAGCUGCUUCUCUUUCCAUCUCUUGCUCUAUUUUCGGUAAGCUAUGCAGUAUUGGCAUGGGGAAUAUACCCAGGUACAGGAGGUCAAUUUAUCGUAGAUGCAUUGGUGGUAUUAUACGUACUGCCUAUCUUGACAAUAUUUCCCUGGAGGAUCAUAAGUAUGAAAAGGCGAAUAAGAGGUGAUAUCUGCUACGGAUACAACCUUGAUGCGGUGAAAUAUCUCACAUUUCGUAGCGCAUUUACGAAUUGAGGACUCCUACUGAAUCGGAUGGCUAAAAGGAAAGCAUCACAAUGAAGGUACUGCAUCAAAUGUUUUGUCAUGCCUCACAAUCAAUAUUGCAAUAAGCACAUUAGUCGAGUAACUACAUAUUCAUUGGAAGUCCAAGGAAAAUCAUUUUCAUUUUAAGCUUAAAGAUGGUAGCAUGCGUGAAAGGUCAUCUUAAUAUGAAUUAUGUUUCUUCAGUAAGGAUCUGUAGUGGUUGACAAAGAAAAAAUAUUGUCUCUUAUUAGAUUAUGAUGUGCGACUUUCUUCA
Olea europaea var. sylvestris is the source of this 1634-nucleotide messenger RNA. Its product is annotated as ankyrin repeat-containing protein BDA1-like. Gene Ontology annotation, molecular function: protein binding. The coding region runs from base 26 to 1351 and encodes 441 amino acids. Lineage: Eukaryota; Viridiplantae; Streptophyta; Magnoliopsida; Lamiales; Oleaceae. The record is from RefSeq and is a predicted model, not a curated record. The transcript has 2 exons.